This is a messenger RNA of Helianthus annuus (common sunflower), 1722 nucleotides long. Its product is annotated as serine carboxypeptidase-like 45. The record is from RefSeq and is a predicted model, not a curated record. Bases 27 to 1460 code for a protein of 477 amino acids. Gene Ontology annotation, molecular function: serine-type carboxypeptidase activity. The transcript has 10 exons. Gene Ontology annotation, biological process: proteolysis. Gene Ontology annotation, cellular component: vacuole. NCBI's taxonomy places the organism in Eukaryota, Viridiplantae, Streptophyta, Magnoliopsida, Asterales, Asteraceae.
UGAAAUCCACAUCACAUAUUUGCAUCAUGUCAUCUGAACCAUGGAUCCUCCAUACAAAAUUCAUGUAUGUAACAAUAAUAAUAUUAUUACAAAUAUCUUUCACCGGAGUAUAUUCCGUUACCGUCUCCGACGAAAUCGUGCAACUUCCCGGCCAACCGCCGGUCAGUUUCAAGCAGUUUGCCGGAUACAUAACCGUCGAUAAAGCUAAACAGAGAUCUCUGUUCUACUACUUCGUUGAAGCUCAAUCUAACUCUUCUUCUAAACCGCUCGUAUUGUGGUUGAACGGAGGUCCUGGUUGUUCGUCGGUUGGGGAAGGGGCGUUUGUGGAGCAUGGACCGUUUAAACCGAGUGGUAGGGUUUUGGUGGAGAACGAUUAUAGCUGGAAUAAAGAAGCAAAUAUGUUGUACUUGGAAUCACCAGCAGGAGUGGGAUUCUCUUAUUCUGUUGACCAGUCUUUUUAUGCAUCUGCAAGUGACGUCGUUACAGCUGGCGACAAUCUUUCCUUUCUUGAGAAAUGGUUUGAGAAAUAUCCAGAGUACAAGAAUACGGAAUUUUAUAUCACAGGCGAAAGUUAUGCAGGACACUAUGUUCCUCAACUCGCGAAUCUCAUAGUUCACUCUAAAGCCAAGAUCAAUCUCAAGGGAAUUGCAAUAGGUAACCCACUUUUGGACUUCAAUACGGAUUUUAACUCAAGGGGGGAGUAUCUAUGGUCUCAUGGUUUAAUAUCAGAUGCUACUUAUGAUAUGUUUAACACAAUGUGCAAUUAUUCAAGUAUAAGAAGGCAAGCCCAAUCUAGGUCUAUGACCCCUACAUGCUCUCGGGUUGCAACUCAAGCUUCAAAAGAGAUUGGUAGAUUCGUCAACGCUUAUGAUGUCACACUUGACGUUUGUUUAUCAAAUGUUUUCUCGCAAUCACUAGUUCUUGAUCACAUUCAAGAUGAGGAGACAAAGAUAGAUGUCUGUGUGGAAGAUGAAAUGAUUGUGUAUUUGAACCGAAAAGACGUUCAAACCGCUCUUCAUGCUCGACUUGUGGGUGUAAAAAAUUGGACCCCGUGUAGCGAGGUUUUAAGCUAUGACAUGGACAAUCUGGAGGUACCCAUGACCCCGGUCUUGAUCUCCCUUAUAAAGUCAGGAAUUAGGGUUCUUGUUUACAGUGGCGAUCAGGAUUCUGUGCUCCCGCUAACCGGGACACGAGUGGUGGUCAAUGGCUUGGCUAAGCAAUUAGGUUUGAACACAACUCUACCAUACAGAGCAUGGUUCAAUGGCAACCAGGUUGGUGGAUGGACACAAGUGUAUGGUGAUGUUUUAUCUUAUGCAACAAUUAGAGGGGCAUCACAUGAAGCCCCAUUCUCACAACCCGAGCGAUCAAUUGCGCUUUUCAGAGGUUUUUUGGCUGGAAAACCAUUGCCAUCGGCGGAUGAAAUUGCUCAAAAACCCAAAGCCGAGAUCCCUCAUUUGUAGGCUAAUGAAAAAUCUGGUUUCACACGUCUUGAGUUGCAAUAAAAGUUCAAUUUGCGGGCAGUGUAAAAUACUCGGGUUGUUCUUUUUGUACUGAGUAAUUAAUUAAUCUAGUCUGAUCCAAAUUCAAGAAAAGCGAUCUGCAUGCAGUAACCUUAGUUUACUCUCUUCUUCAUGCAUUUUUUAUUUGUAAACCAUGCAUACAUGAGUAUACUUUUAUGGGUUUAAACCAGCCGGGCCGAUCCCGUCUAAGCUGGUGUUUUGA